AUUGCUUCUCUUUGGAGCUGAAUCGUGGGCGUUCCGCCUGGCUAUUGGCAGCCUAGGGUUUUGCUGUAGCAGAGACAAGCAUGACAUCAUUUGGAUCUCUCAAAUCAGCAAUUUUUGAGAGAGAAGAGAGAAAACAGCAAUACCAGGCACAUAUUCGAGGGCUUAAUGCUUAUGAUCGGCAUAAGAAGUUCCUGAAUGAUUACGUUAGCUUCUAUGGGAAAGAAAAACCUUCCAAUUUACGUUUGCCUAUUAAAACAGAUAAAGACACACUAAGAGAAGGAUAUAGAUUCAUACGCUCUGAAGAAGAUGAUAUGGAUCCUUCCUGGGAACAAAGGCUGGUGAAACGUUACUAUGACAAGCUUUUCAAAGAAUAUUGCAUUGCUGAUAUGUCUCAUUACAAGAGUGGCAAGAUUGGCCUCAGGUGGAGGACAGAGAAGGAAGUGAUAUCUGGCAAGGGCCAGUUCAUAUGUGGGAACAAACAUUGUGAUGAGAAAGAUGGCUUAGCAAGCUAUGAGGUGAACUUUUGUUACUUUGAAGCUGGGGAAAACAAACAAGCCCUUGUCAAGUUGGUAACCUGUGAGAGAUGUGCUGAGAAGCUUCAUUACAAGAGGAGGAAAGAGAAAGAAAAAUUAGAAAAAAGAGAACAGGAAGGCAGCCGAAAGAGGAAUCGAUCAAAGAGUGAUGAUGACUCGGAAGAGCUCAAUGAAAGCAAAGAGAGGAGGAGAAAAGGGAAAAGGGCUUCAACUUCUGCAAGUGAUCAUAAAAUUGACGACGACGAUAACUUUGAUGAAUUUCUUGAGGGAAUGUUUCCGUGACCUCAGCAGAUUGAUCGUGGCCCUAGAGGCAAAAAGUAUGUCCUCUAGGUCAAAGUUGGACGAGAAACAAAAUUUUGGGUUCUGUUAGGGGGACAGGAGAGU
Molecule: messenger RNA, 917 nt
Organism: Neltuma alba
Lineage: Eukaryota; Viridiplantae; Streptophyta; Magnoliopsida; Fabales; Fabaceae
Product: protein FRA10AC1-like
Exons: 11
Coding region: 81-815 (244 amino acids)
Biological process (GO): dephosphorylation
Molecular function (GO): phosphatase activity
Source: RefSeq, a predicted model, not a curated record